CCUGUUACUCAGUUGAAUAAGAACAGUCGAUCAUUUGAUGAUAAUGUUGAAAAUGAAAUGAAAUAAGUUUAAUGCACAGAUUCUGAAGUCCUUGCUGUGGAUGUGAAGAUAUUUUUAUUCACAACUGAACACUGAGAGUUCAAACUGGAUUAUUACCUCACUGAACUGAAAGUGAAACUGAAGAAGGAUUGUGACAUUUCACUCAGAGAGAAUGACGUCUAAAAGUUUUUCUGAGGAGGAUUUAUCUUGUCCUGUGUGCUGUGAGAUUUUUAAAGAUCCUGUUGUGUUGUCCUGUAGUCACAGUUUCUGUAAAGAAUGUAUUGCAAUUGACUAAAAAGCUAUUUUUCAAAUUACCAGAUUGUCUGACCUUCUCGCUCACUUUCAUCCAAGCAACGUCCUUUUUAUUCCUCUUUUGAUAAAAGAAGAUGCAUCAUAAAGCUCCGGGUAUCCACAUACCGUAGAACGGCGCCUGCAGUACAUUCUAUAAUCUACCCGCCACAAAUGUGACUUCACAAUUUCCGCGAUUUAGUUAAAUACUUUCUCCUCGAUGGAUUUCGAUGAAAUUUCGUAAGUAACAAGAUAAAACCUAUUCCACCUACAUUUCAUUAGUGUCCAGAGCUUAGAUGAAGCCCACCGACCGGUUGGACGCAACGCAAAUUUUCUGAAACCCGCGGUGACCGAGAAGGGGGAGUCUGCAGACCUGGAGCAUGCAGUUUUGCGCCCCAUGCAGUUUUAGGAACCUGUUGUUCCUCAUUUCUCCACUAGGGGUUCGCUGUUCAUUAUGAACCACCAGAACAGACCUAACAGAUAACUUCAUCGUCUAUCGCGAGUUAGAGGUAUGGUAAAUAAUCGUUUUUCUUACUAAGAAAUGGUCCAACAUGCAUCGUUUUUUUACGAUUAAUUGAUAUUGUUAUGAACUAAUUUAAACAUAUUAACAUAUAUAUAUAUAAUAUAGAUAUUGGUGAGUGUAAUUUAAACUCAAAGACAAUACAGUUAAUACUUAUUGGCGACCAGGUCAAUGUUGUGUCUGGAUAAGCCUUAGCUAACCACGUGUAUGCCAACUCGAUAUCUCUUACUCAUUUUCAUAUUUAUUUUCUUUAUAAUUUAUUCUCAUUUUGUCUCCGUAGUCAGUGCGAGAUGGCCUGUCCUGGUAAAGAAAUUCCAUCAACACAGAGAGGUUGCGAAGUACCAACAGUCAGCAAAUGCACCUCUUGCUGUUCACUGUAUCACUGUCCAUUCUGCAGUAUUUCUUUUUACAAACCCUCAAAGAAAUAUAAAGUACAGACUCAUCUUCAGCUUCACUUUUCAAGGGCAGUUGUCCAUGACGAUUAUACAAUACACCGAUGUGGUCUAGGAUGUCAGACAAGAUUACAUUACCAUUGUGUAUAUUGUUCUUUAAUUGUAUUCCGAGGUGUCCACUUUGUGGACCACCUUACCAGAUGUAAGAUCAGCAAUGGAGCAUUGACCAGCACUGUUUCAUCCACCAUUUAUGAUGUACCACUUUUGACUGCCACUUCACAUACAAUUCAUGGUGUGCCACCUCUGACCACUGCUACACCCAACAACAUGCCUGGCGCUGUGCCACUCAUCAGUAGACCACAACUACGUAACAGGAUGGUUGUUAGGAAAAAAUGCCCUCAUUGCCACAUUACCAUUCAAAAAUUUUUUUAAGAAAACAUAUGGAGAGAAAACACACAAACUGUAGAGACGACAUUACAGCAACUCAUCACCUUUAUACUGACUGCAUAGACAAAGCUAAUGGUGUCUAUGCAGUCCAGAAACAUUUUCUUUCUACAAGUGUUCCGGUCCAUGUUGUUUACAAAGUCUGGGGAGCAGAGCAGAAUGUCAGAUGCGAGUUGCCAACCUGUCAAGUGGACAUCGACUUAGCUAGGAGAAGUGGACUAACCCAAUACAGAUGCUAUCACCUCAGGUCACUAGACUACUGUGGAUCCUAUGCUGAUGCUCUUACUCUGUCUGAAAGUACCCUGACAGAUAUGGUUGGGUUAAAAUGGAUCGGAAAUGAAAGAAAGACAGACUGCCUACAAAGACAAAUAGUGGCCACCCAAGACAACAAACCCUUGUCUGUAGCAACAAGGGUUACAAGGCCAUCUUCCAAGAGGUGCAUUUCUGUCUAUGAGCCACAUGCAUCAUAUUAUGCCCAAUAUGGAAGAAUAAUGGUCACAUACAAUGUGAAGCAGAAAUCCUGGCAUUGCCCUUGUGCCAGGUCAAGAAGAUCCUGCCUCCAUAAAUACAUUGCGAAAUGGCACCUUUUCCAGACUGAGCGUCAGCUAUUCAGGACCGUUCAAAGCACAGAUCAUGCCAGUCCAAUUAAUGAACAUGUUGAUGAUGCAGGUCUACUGUACCCUCCACCAAAAGAACUGGAAUCUAUGAUUCGCUACACCUUGAACAAGAAGACUAUUCCUGCUAUUAUUCCUGAGCACCUGGGUCUGCCUUCAUUUUCAAGCACAUACCCAACCAGCCUCAUUCCUGAUGAGAUGUUCUGCCAUAGAUGUGCUGGAAAUGUACCCUUAUCAGACCCUCUGCUCAUAACAUCAAAAGCCAAAAUUUUUACAAAUACAAGAAUUAUCAAUGAUGUUUCUACCUACUCGAAAUGUUGCCACCAAUGUGGAAUCCACUACAGGUAUCAGGAGUGGAAAGAUGGUCUGCACAAUUUUAAUGACAGUGUAAUCCUUGACCUCCCCUUUUGCCUGCAUAUUAGAAACAUGCUACAGGUCCACACUGCUGUUGGAAGAGUGGUUGAGUGUCUGGAGCUCACCUUGAGGGAAAAGUUUCCUCCAGCUAAAACAGUGCCCCACGCCUAUCUCCAUUUUGAGGCACUCACAAAACACGGGUAUGAAUACACUUGUGUGACAUGUGGGGAUCAUCCAUCCGUUGUAAUCAUGGAUCUCCACAGAAAAGGAGCAUUCAACAUGUCAUGUAAGUCAAUGUCAAAUGUAUUUAUACAGCGCUAUUUAACUCAACGGAGGUUGACCAAUGUGCUGCACAAUAAAACAGAUUGAAGGUAAGUGUGCUACCAUGGACCAAAUAGAUUUUCUGUGCUUCGGGCAAAUAAUGCUUUCAGGUCAUUUGACACAGGAUGUGCAUGUGUUUCCACAGCAGGCUUUAAUUGUAGAUAAUAUUUAUAAUAUUUUGGCUUUCUUUGUUAUUAGUGAGUGACAUCAAACCACCGCCAAAGAAUUAUAACGGCUACGUGGAUAUGGAAGACUUCUGGGAGACACCAGCCCUGCAAAUGAUUGGUUGUUAAGGACAGAGCGGCAACCCCUUCACUGUUCACCCCAAUUACCAAUUCGGGGCACCAUGGAUUGGAAGACAUACACGCAAGUCAAAUCAGUAUCUCAACACAGAGUUUGAGAAAAUCCACCAACCCAAAGAAGCUGAGAUUUGUGAUAUAACUGUUUCUGAAGAUAGACUUAAAAAUGAGCUUUACACGAAAAAGGUAUCAGUGAUAAGAAAGCUGUGCAAGGAAUGUGGCAUUGAUUCCAUUGGCUCAAAAACAGACCUCCUUGGUAGACUUUCAUUGGAAAUGAAAACGAGACAGACUUAUGACAAAGUGUUUGAAAAGAUUUGGGGUGCCUCUGGAGGAUGGGGUGUGGUAAUGUGCCCUUGUGGCAUUGUGUACACUAUAAAAUGCUGUUUACGUGCAGAGAGUCCGAGAGACUUUGCAGAUAUCCUCCUCUCAUGGAAGCACAUACCAAAUGUUGUAAUCUAUGAUUUUGCACGUGGACUGGCCACACACACACCAAUCUUCGCUCCCCAGAGGUGCUAACCUUCACACCACACGAAGGUCGUCUAGCUGACCCCACAGACAGCAACAUAAAGAUGGCAAAGGAGGGAAAGUUCAAGAUCUCCCUACCAUGGCUUAAUAUAAAAAAACAAGUCCCCGACAGCCACGGCCAUCCAAUUACAGGCUCUGCAGAGCACUAUGUCCUCAAUGACAAAUUUCAUGAAGACAAUUCGAAAGAUCAACGAGAUGCUCGCCGCAAGAUUGGUCUUGUAGCCCAACUUGCUGGUAAAGUAAACAGCCAGGUUGUGGAGCAGUUUUUUAGCAAAUUAAAGAAAAACAACUACUUUCUGAAUAUGACCCUUCCAUCAACACACAUCUUCCUCAUGAGAAGUAUCAUCCACCACCACGACAGUCAGAAGAAUUUGAAAAGACUAGAGGCCUUCAAGAGAGUCUUUGGGACAGAAGUUGUGCUGAACAUCAAUCACCAGGCUGUUAUUGCUACUUUAGAUAUGUCAGAGACCUCCACUCAGCCUCAUGUUUCAGAAGACCAAUUGACCAAUAUUUCUGGCUCAGAGGCAACAGUAGAUGUGCCACCUUUACCAGAGUCUGUUCCCCCUUUAACAGGAAUAGUAGCCUCUGCAGAAGGGAUCAUGCAAGAUUUUAUGAUUUUAGAGGAUGCAGAUGAAAAUUCAACCCAACCUUGGAAGAAGCCUCAUAAUCCUCUACAAGACAAAUUGCUCAGAUACAUACUUGACACGAGGCGGCUGGCUGAUGAGGUCAUUGUGAAGGAGGGAGCGACAUGCCUCACAAGAGCAGAUUUUUGGACUUUAGGUUUGAGACGGGACAUGGAGUCAGAUAUUGGAAAUGCCUGCAUGAAAAUCAUCUAUGAAGAUGCUCGAGCACAUGGCAAAGACAUAUACAUUGCCGACCUGUAUCUUGUUCCAACAUGGAAAACUGAUAAAGAUCCCCUAGCGUACUUACCUAGUGAUGCUGACAUGAAGGAUGCCCUUGUGUUUCCUGCAUGGACACAAGCUGCCGGACCAGACCAUUAUGUUUUAUGUGUCCUGAAGCCACUGUUAAGAGAGAUCCUCCUACUAGACUCCCUGUAUAGCAAUCAUGAGUCUGGUUUUGGAGAUGACCAGUACAGAGACAUCUUUAGGAGUAUUGCACAUCGUCUCGAUCCUGGACAGUGGACAGAAGUCACAGGAUUGGAUAUUGGGGCCUUUCCUCAACAGAGCAACAUCCAUGAUUGUGGGAUUUUUAUGCUCAUGUAUGCCCUCUACACUGUGCUGAACACUCGAUUUAGUUUCACUCAGCUUGACAUGCCUGUAAUCAGAGAGUGGUGGUGUCUACGUCUCAUUGAGCGGUUUGAGACAGAGGGGUAUGGGAAAAGGUUUGCCCACUGGAACGAGGAUGCAAGGUGCCUGACUGAAGGGACAUUACAACCUCUUUACCGGGAUUUUCCAGGUCUAACUUAUGACCUGCCACAACAUGUUGUUGAAAGGAACCGUAAGUCAUGCAACCAACCGUUGGUGGACUUCAUUGUAGCAACAAGAGGAACAGAUAACCACAUUCAGUCCAUCAUAAAUGGCCAAAAGAAGUCAAAGUGGCUUGAAAUGUUUUCCAAUCCUUCUGCCAAGACCAUGCUUGUACCUGUAUACCUUGAAGAUCAGGACCAAAUAGAUGACGUCUACAUUCACCUCACUUCAGUUCUAGACAGGAGACCCACACACACUCACAGUGACACAGUCAAGUUUGUUAUGGAUGUCCUUUUUCCAGAGUCCAUCAUCUAUGCUCUUGCUGCUUUGGAAAAUGUCACCAUGCUGGAGGCUGAGAACAAAUUUUUACGAGGGCCUGUCAUUGACAUAAGUGAGCGGGAGCAGUUUGACAGGAGGAUUGGACAUUUUUUAAAGAAGAGUGGCAACCCAUGGGAAUCGUAAUCUAGAGACAUCCUAGGAUAGUUUUUGAUCAUGGUAUCAAUAAAUUUUGUUCACAAAAAACUUGUCUUUCUUUCUUUCAUGAAGCGGUGAAUUG
Messenger RNA from Triplophysa dalaica, 5779 nucleotides. RefSeq lists its product as uncharacterized. The coding region runs from base 3841 to 5685 and encodes 614 amino acids. The transcript has 25 exons. NCBI's taxonomy places the organism in Eukaryota, Metazoa, Chordata, Actinopteri, Cypriniformes, Nemacheilidae. The record is from RefSeq and is a predicted model, not a curated record. Gene Ontology annotation, biological process: proteolysis. Gene Ontology annotation, molecular function: cysteine-type peptidase activity.